AUUCAGCAUGAGUGCUUUAGAUCAUACUGUUUUGUUUGUUUACUUUUGGGAAAGAAUGACUUUGCUAUUGAAAAGAUAAAUUGAAGCAAACGUGGAAAGUUUUAAUUCUGCAUAAAGUGGCAUUCAUAACAUAGAGUUAACGAUAGUCCUCAACGAUGCUUUCUCAAUCGGAGACCAGCAGGAUGAAGCCUUACGUCAGGGCUGACAAAUCCUUUUUCGCGGACGCCUUCGAGAGGUUGAAAGAGCGGCGGCAGACUUUGAGGUUGGAACCGGAUCCCGGGUGCUUCAGUACUCGGAGGGUAUCCGGUACGAUACAGUACUUCCGGGACGACUUCGGAGGCGUGACGAGCCUCCGGUUCUCAGAAGGCGGCGACAGGAUCGCAGUGGGGUUCAAUUCAGGAGAGUUGCAAGUCUGCAAGCCUGCACUAAGAGACAGGCGUGCUGGAGGGGAAUCUCUGCUGGCGGGUUGGGAAGGGAACCACUCCAUAUCCUGCGUCAAGUUCCAUCCGAAGAGACCGGAACUCCUGUACGCGUCUAGCACAGCAGGAACCGUGCUGCGGAAGGACAUCACGGGCAAUGAGAAAUAUGAGGACUUUUUUAUUAUAGAGAAAAACAAUGAAAUUUAUAGUUUUGACUUUGGUGCGGACGGCGCAAAGUUAAUCACUGGUGGCCGAGAUGCGUCGAUCAGAAUCUAUGAUAAUGUAACACAAAAGUUAUGGAAGGAGUACAGUCAAGUGCAGCGUUUCGAAAUGUUAAUCACUCAUAGCUCACAUUCGGCACUAUCUUCUAUGUCGGAGGAAGUCAGGACGAACCACAGAAAGAGGGUCUACUGUGUCAGGAGCCUGCCGGAGGACUUCAACAUCUUCGUGUCAGGCGGUUGGGACUGUGUCGUCAAGAUUUGGGACACUAGAGUACCGGGUGGCUGUGUUAGAGAUAUCGAUGGACCUUACAUCUUCGGGGAGGCCAUAGAUAUCUGUCAAGGGAAGCUGCUGACAGCGUCUUGUCAGGCAAGUAAUACCCUCGCCUUGUGGGACAUCGGCUCCGGGAAACUGAUUACAAACAUUGUGCCAAGCAACAAGAGUGUGUACCUAUACGGGGAGUAUCCCUACACGGCCCAGUUCUACCGAGGAGACCCUACAGGAGACAUGAUACUCUGCGGUGGCUCGGGCCUGGGAGGGUUACAGGUCAUCAGCAUCAGGCGGGAGACGAUUAUUUAUAUAUUAGAAGACGAGAAACCUGUUGUCACUGUUGAUUCUACGGACACCAAUAUCGCCUUUGGUGGCAAAUCUAACACUGUGUUCUUUGGAAAUCUUUACGCCCAAGAUGAGUCCAGUCAAUAUGUGAUCAGGGCGUCUUCUCGGGAAACAACCAUGUCGUCUCUAAUGGAAAUGGAAAUGGAUAUGGAAUAAAACUUUAGAAUUCCUGA
Molecule: messenger RNA, 1426 nt
Organism: Homalodisca vitripennis (glassy-winged sharpshooter)
Lineage: Eukaryota; Metazoa; Arthropoda; Insecta; Hemiptera; Cicadellidae
Product: WD repeat-containing protein tag-125-like
Exons: 7
Coding region: 156-1409 (417 amino acids)
Molecular function (GO): protein binding
Source: RefSeq, a predicted model, not a curated record